Molecule: messenger RNA, 1191 nt
Organism: Colletotrichum gloeosporioides
Lineage: Eukaryota; Fungi; Ascomycota; Sordariomycetes; Glomerellales; Glomerellaceae
Exons: 1
Coding region: 1-1191 (396 amino acids)
Source: RefSeq, a predicted model, not a curated record
AUGGUCAACACCAAGUCUCCCGAGCUGGUCGAAUACCACCAGUUCCUCAUCAACCGCAUUCCCUCCAACGUCACCGACGCCUUCCGCAUGGCAAUCAUCGACGUCAUCGAGAAGCGCGUCGAGUUCCCCGACCCCAACGACUGCAACCUCCUGUGGUACAUCCAGAACGAGUACGAAAACGACCGCGAGCCCAAGGCCGCCGAGGUCGUCGCGCUGGCCCUGUGCUACGAGAAGGGCGCCAUCGAAGGCGGCAUCUACGAGAUCCAGCAGGAAUACUAUGCCAAGCACUCCGACCUCGCCCACAACAUCCACAAGUGGACCAUUGCCGGCAUCGCCGGCCAGCCUGUCCAGGAGACGGAUGAGAGCGGCACCGCUUCACCUGACGCCGAGUUUGCCGACCCUUAUGAUUCUCUCCAGCAGCCUGAUCCCUUCACUGAUCCGUCCGAGAGCUCCAAUGCCAAGGGAAAGCGCAAGGUCUCUGACGAGGACGACGAGGCCGCCAAGCGGGCCCGACUGUCUCGCCUCUCCCACAACGACUACACUGACAACGAGGACACACCCCUCCUCAACAAGCUCAUGGCCAACGUCUUGGCUCCUCCCAAGAAGUCCUCCAAGAAGGGCACCCCCAAGACCGCUGCUUCCUCCUCCCGCAACCAGAGCCAGGACGCCAACCCCGGCCCGACCGCCAACCUGAUGGUGACCUCGUUCCCCCGCGUUCCCAUGACCAGCAACCACGCUGCGACGUCCGACAGGAACAACACGGGUCAACGCCAGAUGCCCGUCACUCCGAACGCCAGCUCUCGCCGCACUAGAACCAGCCCCGUAGAGAACCCGGAGGCGGCCAAGACAGCCCAGACCCAGGCCAUCAUCGACGUCCUCCACAAGCAGGCCACCGACAAGCUGGCCCAUGCCGAGGCUCUUCGCAAGGAGAACUCUGCUGCCCUCGACCAGCGGCCCGCCGACAUGGACCUGGCUGCUCUGACCGAGCACGUAACCCACACCAACGGCCUCAACUCCCGCAUCCACUCCUACCACGAGAGCGCCAUCAAGGACCUGAGCGAGGCCGUCCGCCUCCAGCGUGAGCAGGACAACGCCUCCUUCAACCGGCUCAACCACAUGGAGAGCAUUCUCAGCGUGAUCGGUAGUGCCGCCCGCUGCACUCUCAGCCGCACCUACGAGUCUGAAAACUGA